Chrysoperla carnea is the source of this 4343-nucleotide messenger RNA. RefSeq names its product lysine-specific demethylase lid-like. The transcript is spliced from 3 exons. NCBI's taxonomy places the organism in Eukaryota, Metazoa, Arthropoda, Insecta, Neuroptera, Chrysopidae. Gene Ontology annotation, biological process: chromatin remodeling. Gene Ontology annotation, cellular component: nucleus. The record is from RefSeq and is a predicted model, not a curated record. Bases 229 to 4278 code for a protein of 1349 amino acids. Gene Ontology annotation, molecular function: DNA binding; histone demethylase activity; nitric-oxide synthase binding.
CACUCUUAAAAUGUCAUAUUUAUUUUCAUGGUCUUGUUAAACAAACUUAUUGGUUCUUAGUAUUUGUACUAUGUGAAAUAAAUAUUCGAUAACGUUUAAAAAAAUAAUUAUGGACAGUAAAUAAAUAAUCAUAGUUUGCAGAACUGCACUUUUGUUUUAGAAUCGAGAUUUGUUGAUUCAACAGAAUCAGAAACUAAAGUGUAAACUGUAAGUGUGAAAAAGUUAUGUAUGAUGGACGAAUUAACUAAAGAAACUUCGGCUACGCCUCCACCCACUAAGUCAAAUAAGAAAAGCUUUGGAAAAUUACCAGAGGUUCCAGUUUUUAGACCAACCUUCGAAGAAUUUGCAGAUCCAAUGAGCUAUUUGAACAAAAUACGUCGUGAUGUUGAAAAAAUAGGACUUUGUAAAAUUAUCCCACCAUCAAAUUGGCAACCUCCGUUUGCAUUAGACAUCGAAAAAUUAAAAUUUAUACCACGUAUUCAACGCUUAAAUGAAUUAGAAGCAUCAACUCGUAUUAAAUUAAAUUUUUUAAAUAAACUGGCCACAUUUUGGGAAAUGCAAGGAUCAAAGCUAAAAGUACCAAUCGUUGAACAAAAUCCUUUAGAUUUAUACGAGUUACGUAAACUUGUACUGAACAAUGGGGGCUACUACAUAGUAACUUCGACCAAAAAAUGGGAUUUUAUUGCCUCAGAAUUGGAAUAUCCUGCAGAAAAGUGUGGGCAUGUUUUAAAGAGUCAUUAUAAUAAAAUCAUUUGCCCAUACGAUAUUUUUGAAUCUCGUAAAGAGAGUCAAAAAAAGGAUGAAACAAAAAAAGAUGACAGUGGUUAUGAAGAAAAUUCAUCAAAAUUCGAAAAUAAGGAAAUUGAAAUUGCUGAUCAACAAGAACAUCGAACUUUGUUUGAAUCAAAACCAGGUAAAUCUUGUAAAGAAUUACAACGACUACAAUUUCAUGGUGCUGGCCCAAAAAUGGCAGGUUUUAUUCAACCAUUUCAAAGUCGUAAGCGUAAAUCUUUGUCUACAGAGGAUCCACUAUUUGAAUACAUUUGCAAAUUUUGUAAGAAAAGAGAUUACGAUGAAGUCAUGUUGUUAUGUAACCAAUGUGAGGCUAGUUAUCACUUGUAUUGUUUGAAACCGCCCCUGUUACAUAUACCAGAGGGGGAAUGGUGUUGUAUCGAGUGUACUGCUAAUGCAAUAGAUAAAAAUAUGGAACCGUUUGGAUUCUUACAAGCGGAACGUGAAUAUACUUUACAACAAUUUGGCGAAAAGGCUGAAAAAUUUAAAUUCGAAUAUUUUAAAAUGCCCAUUCGUCAAAUUUCUAGUGAAAUGAUUGAGCAGAAGUACUGGGAUAUAAUGUCAUCUAUAGAUAGCGAAGUGACUGUAGAAUAUGGAGCUGACCUGCAUACUAUAGAUCACGGAUCUGCAUUUCCGACUAAAAAAUCAAUUAACUUGUGUGGGGAGGAUGUUGACUACGCUAACAGUCCUUGGAAUUUAAAUAAUAUACCAAUCAUCGAAGGCUCCGUAUUAAGUUAUUUAACGGGAGAUAUUUCUGGUAUAAAAUUACCAUGGAUGUAUGUAGGAAUGUUAUUUUCUACAUUUUGUUGGCAUAACGAAGAUCAUUGGACGUAUUCAAUUAAUUAUUUACAUUGGGGUGAAGCAAAAACGUGGUAUUGUGUACCCGGGGAAUAUGCGGAUAAAUUUGAGCAGACAUUUAUGUCAGUUGCUUCAGAAUUGUUUGAGGAACAACCGGAUUUGUUACACCAACUUGUAACUCAAAUGAAUCCACAUAUUUUAAUUGAAGCCGGUGUCCCAGUUCAUCGUAUUGAUCAGUAUCCUGGUGAAUUUGUGAUAACGUUUCCACGUGCAUAUCAUGCUGGAUUUAAUCAAGGUUAUAAUUUCGCUGAAGCUGUUAACUUCGCUCCGGCUGAAUGGUUAAAAAUGGGGCGGGAAUGUAUUCAGUAUUAUUCAUAUUAUAGACGAUUUUGUGUUUUUUCCCAUGAUGAACUUGUUUGUAAAAUGGCGGAAAAUGCAGAUAAAUUGAGUUUAACGAUUGCUGCUGUUACGUAUGAAGAUUUGAUAACUAUGGUUAAGAUUGAGAAAGAGUUUCGUAGACAAUUAUUGGUAUGGGGUGUAAAAAAAGUUGAACGUGUAUCAUUUGAGGUUCUUGCAGAUGAAAAUCGUCAAUGUUCGAUUUGUAAUACUACAUGUUUUUUAUCCGCAAUAACAUGUAAAUGUAAUUCAAAGAAAUUAGCGUGUUUUCGACAUUUUAAACUCCUUUGCGAUUGCCCACCGGAGGAUCAUAUUUUAAAAUAUCGUUACACUAUGGAUGAAUUACCCCAAUUAUUACAGAAUGUAAAAUGUAAAGCAGAAUCCUUUGAUCGAUGGGUUAAUAGAGUUCGCGACAUAUUAGUUUAUAAAAAAUUAUCAAUUAGUUUUAACGAUUUAAAAAAUUUAUAUUUAGAAGCAAUUUCAAAAAAAUUUCCAUUUUGUAAGUUAUUAGACAUACUCAAAAAUACAAUAGAUGUAGCUGAAAAAUGUAUUAAUUAUAUUGAAAAAAUAGACACUUUAUCAGGUCAAAUAACUGUAACAGAAUUAAAAUCUGUAUCGGAUGAAGUAACUCGAUUAUGUUCGUUACAAGAAGUGGAUAUACUAAACAAACGCAUAUCAGAAGCAGAAAAAUUCCAAUAUAAUGCAACAGUACUAUUAUCAAAAAGAUUGAAUGAAAAUGACCUUAUUAAUGAGCUUGAAAAUUGUGUUAAUUCGAGUACAUCAUUAUCAGUUGAUUUUAAUAUCAUCACCCAAUUAAAAGUUCGGUUACACAGUGUACAAUGGUGCAACGAAAUAUGUAAACGAAUUAAUGCGGGCGAAAAAAUGUCCAUAAAUAAUUUACAAUUUUAUAUUAAAACUGGUUCAAACUUGGAAAAAAAUGAGUUAACAUCCAAGAUCGUUGAAGAUUUGAAAUCUUUUCUCUCUCGAAGCAUGGAUUGGGAACAACGAGUUAAAGUGUGUUUAAAAUCAAAAACUUCUUUUCAGAAUUUGUCCCAGGAAAUGAAACUUUUAUUAAAGGAUAUGCAACAAAUUCCUGUAGAAUUACCAUCGCAGUGUGUUCUUCAAGAUACACAUAAAAUGGUGAUGGAUUGGUUUAAAUUAGCCUCAAAUGCUAUUCAGUUUUGUACAGCUUUCAAUUAUAAGAAAUUCAAUUUUCUCAGUUUGGAAACGAUUGUAAAACAAGGAAAAAAAUUGCCGGUUAAAUUCACAGAAAUGGAAAAUUUUGAAAAAGAUUACAAAGAAGCAUGUGAUUGGAAAAAACGAGUUCUUAAUUUGUUUGCAAAAGAUUCUACAAUGUCAGUAAAUCAGCUGGCUGAUUUAAUAUGCCCACGAUGUUUUGUAUUGCCCUUGUUAAUUUCAGGUGAACCGAAAACUGUAACAGCAAGUAAUAUUGUAUAUUCAUACAAUAGGGCACAACUAAUGGAAAUUGAAAAGAUGAAAAAGACUGAAAAGGAAAAUAUGAAAAAUAUUUCUAAUAGCUUGCAGGCAUUGAAAUUUUGUACAUGUAAUCGUUCCAAAUUUGGCAAAAUGAUACAGUGUGAUUUAUGUAAAAAUUUAUAUCACAUAACUUGUGUUAAAAAUUUUACAAAACCGUACUAUUUAUGUUCUAAUUGUAAACGAACUAAACGACCCACAAUAGCUUCAGUAGAAGCGCUACUAAAUGAUUUACAAAAAAUUGCUGUCCAUUUAGAUGAAGGUGAUAUGUUGGAAUGUUUUAUGAGACGUGUCUAUCAAUGGAAGAAACAAGUUGAAUAUUUUACUGAAAAAUUUAAUGAUUUACGUAAUUCAGACUAUACUACAUGUUCGUCAUUCUUAUCAAAUACAUUGCGCGAAGGUGAAUUACUUGAAGUUAGCGAUGUUCACGAUGAUAUUCUGAGAAUUCGCGAAUUAUUAAAAGCUUUCCAGCCAAUGCAAAAUUUGUAUAAUUUUGACAACGAAGUAAUUGAUUUAACUAUCGAUGAUGAAGAUAAAGAUGUCAGUAAUAGUUCUGGUAUUGAAAAUGUGGAAAUAGAUAAAAUGCCGGUAUCAAUAGAAUAUGUGGGUCCGCAUAUGAAAUGUAGGGCAAAAAAAUGUUUAAAGCCCAGAGAUGAGUAUGUGGAUUGGGUACAAUGUGAAGGUAGAUGUUUACAAUGGUAUCAUUUAUUAUGUUUAGGUUUAGUUAGCCAAGAUUUAAAGCCCGAUGUAGAGUAUAUUUGUCCGCAAUGUAUUUGUAAAAGGCGUUUAACUUUCUAAGGAAACAUCUACAAUUUAAUUUUUUGAAGAUCUAGAUGGGAAUAAAGGAAUGUAUUUAUUAAAGU